Messenger RNA from Necator americanus (New World hookworm), 216 nucleotides. RefSeq lists its product as uncharacterized. NCBI's taxonomy places the organism in Eukaryota, Metazoa, Nematoda, Chromadorea, Rhabditida, Ancylostomatidae. Bases 1 to 216 code for a protein of 71 amino acids. The record is from RefSeq and is a predicted model, not a curated record. The transcript has a single exon.
AUGCCAAUGCGCAAGAUGUCUCGCAGAUUAUGGAACAAUGACGAAUUGGUGGAUUCUGUGGGAGCUCUUGCUGUAGAUCGAGAAGAUUCGGAAGAGCUGUGCUCAAGGACGACAUUCUUCGACGAAGAUCUCAGCCGGCAACAGUGUCAAGCAAUAACUGCUAGAGUCGGAGAAGCGAAAUCUAACAGUUGUGGAAAUAUCCAUAGAAGUUGUUGA